AUUCCUGCUACGCAGUCGAACUUCCUUGCCACCUGUUUCUGAUCCCAAUCAUUAUCGUUUCGUGACACAUCGGAAAACGCGUUAUAGGCAGCCUGUCGUGACUGUCGCAACUUGCCCCGCAUAACCCACCAGAAACUCAACGCAACAGAUUCGAUUUGCUCCUCAAUUUUUUUACCCCCCUCGAUCGAAAUUUUCUGGGCCAGCUCAUCACCACAAUACUGCUGAGAAUCUUUUGAGUCAUGGAUAGCGACGGGCCAACGGGCGCGGGAGAUACUAAUCUCUACGAGCUGCUCGGUGUGGACAAGACUGCAACUCCAGAUGAGAUCAAGAAGGCCUACAGAAAGGCCGCCUUGCAACAUCACCCAGACAAGGUCCCAGAAGACCGCCGUGAAGAAUCCGAAGCCAAGUUCAAGGCUGUCACCCAAGCCUACGAGAUCCUCCGCGAUGAAGAGAAGCGUGAAGCGUACGACCAAUACGGCAUGGCAGCCUUCGACCCCUCCCGCGGCGGAGGGCCUGGAGGUGCCGGCGUCGACCUGAACGACAUCCUUGCGCAGAUGUUCGGCAUGGAUGUGGGCGGUGGCGGGCCCGGCGAGCCCAGACGACCGCGCCGCGGCCCCAAUGAGGAGCAGCAGUACAAAGUGACGCUGGAAGAGCUGUACAAGGGCAAGACGGUCAAGUUCUCGGCCAACAAGAAGGUCAUAUGCUCCACAUGCAAGGGCACCGGCGCCAAGGAGAAGGUGAAGCCACAGACCUGCGACCGCUGCAAGGGUAAUGGGUACCAGGAUGCUUAUCAGCAGAUCGGUCCCGGUAUGGUCCGCCGCGGACACGUGCAGUGCGAUCACUGUCAGGGGACCGGCAUGUACUACAAGGAGAAGGACCGGUGCAAGAAGUGCAAGGGCAAGCACGUCAAUGACGAGAUCAAGCCCAUCGAGAUCUAUAUCCCGCGUGGUGCCAUGCAGGGCGAGAAGAUCGUCUUGGAAGGCGAGGCGGACCAGUUUCCUGACCAGACACCAGGCGACAUCAUCUUCACGCUGGUGGAAGAGCCUCACGAUGUGUUCUCACGCGUUGGAGCCGAUCUGUCGGCAGAGCUGGACGUUACCCUGGCCGAGUCGCUGUCUGGCUUCUCAAGAGUCGUUCUGAAGCACCUCGACGGACGUGGUAUCCAUAUCGAGUACCCUCGUGGCAAGAUCCUGCGGCCGGGCGAUGUGAUUAAGGUAGAGGGUGAGGGCAUGCCGCUGAAGAGGGGCGACGCCAAGGGUGAUCUCUACCUCGUUGCAAAGAUUGAGUUCCCUGAGAACGGCUGGCUCAGCGACGAUGCGUCGUAUGAGGCUCUGCAGAAGCUGCUGCCACAACCUGCGCCUGCCAUCGAGGCGGAGGAGAUCGAUGAGGUGGAAUACGAGGAAGACGCCGAUCUCGAGGAGAUGGGCGCUCACUCAGGAGAUCCAAGGUUCGGAGGAGGCGACUGGGUAGAUAUGAACGACGCCGAAGCGGGCGCCACUCAGUGUGCCACGCAGUAAAUGCGUUCCACGACGCAAAAGCACUUCUCACGAUUAUGAAGACUACAGCAUGAGCAGGCAUCCUUGCGUCGAGUCCAUAGGAUAGUUUGUUUUGAUUGCAUCUUAUUAGGAUCACCAGCAUUCGAUCUGAUAGACAUGAAGAAAUGGGCAGCAUCAAAGCUCUUAACGACACUCGGGUUUCUCCAC
Molecule: messenger RNA, 1703 nt
Organism: Cryphonectria parasitica EP155
Lineage: Eukaryota; Fungi; Ascomycota; Sordariomycetes; Diaporthales; Cryphonectriaceae
Product: DnaJ-domain-containing protein
Exons: 4
Coding region: 240-1517 (425 amino acids)
Biological process (GO): protein refolding; response to heat
Cellular component (GO): cytoplasm
Molecular function (GO): ATP binding; Hsp70 protein binding
Source: RefSeq, a predicted model, not a curated record